Molecule: messenger RNA, 1872 nt
Organism: Lepisosteus oculatus (spotted gar)
Lineage: Eukaryota; Metazoa; Chordata; Actinopteri; Semionotiformes; Lepisosteidae
Product: calcium-binding protein P-like
Source: RefSeq, a predicted model, not a curated record
AUUCGGAAAGGAAAGAAGUCUUUUUCAAGUGAAUCUCAUUCAGUUCUACGGACAACUAUUGUGAAGAGAUCGCACAUAACUCCAAGGACAAGAGUGUUCCAGAAUGAGAUCGGCAAUUGUGCUCAUGUGCCUCAUAGGCACAACGCUUAGUAUGCCACUUCAGGUCUAUCAGCAGUUACAGCGCCAGAUGCUUCAGCAGAUUCACCAUCAGCAGCAGCCUCAGAAGCAGCAGGCUGGGAACCCACGAUAUUUCAGUCUGAGCCAAGAGACGAUGCGAGAGAUGGCCCGCUACAAAGCAUUCAUGCAGCAGCAGUCGAUGAUGUUUCCCUCUCUGAACAUGCCACCACACAGCACUGGACUGCAGCCCCCACAGAUCCCUCAGUUCACAGGGGUACAGCUGCCUCACAACACGGGGCUGCAGCCCCCGAUCCAGGCUCAGCCGUCUCAGACACCAACAAGCCAGGCCCCAUCACAGCUCCCACCCCAGGGGCCCUCACAGCUGCCCCAUCAGAUGACUCCUAGCUUUCAGCCCGUGGAGUAUCAGCCAGGCCUGCAGCAGAUGCAGCUAGUACACGCGGAGCAGCAGUAUGAGUAUGAAACUCCUUUCUUGUUGCCUCAGGUCCCAGGACAGCUGACACCACAGGUUGGUGCUACAGCAGGAAGUGCUCCAGCCACACCUACAGCCCCAGCAGCGCCCAGGCAGCAGGGUGACCAGGCAGGGCAGCAGCACCCCACUGCGCAGGCCCCGCAGCCUGGCGUCCAGGUGCUGCAGCCUAACAUUCAGAUUCCACAGACCGGCAUCAACGGACCGCAGCCCGGGACCCAGGGGCACCAGCCAACUCUUCCAGCCCAGCUCCCUCCAGUGUUCAAUACUUUUGGAAUUUUACCCAUCAUGCCACCACAGGCCCAAGAUGAACAGCAGUUUCCUGGUUAUGGCGUCUUUUUCAAUACUGCUUUCCCCCAGCAGCCAGUACAGCCUCCUCAGGCUGCACAGCCCGGUGCCCCACCACAGCAGCAGAUGAUUCCACAAAUCCUUUAUCUCCAAAUCCAGCCAAUGCAGUCUGCCAUGGGGGGUGGUGGCUUCGGAAGUGCUAGUUCUGAAGAAAUGCAGGCAGCAGGAGGGGUGGCUGGCUUUGGAGGGUUUGUUCCUGGCUUUGCCGGAUCGGGCUAUGGCGGAUUUGGUGGCACGGUGCCCGGGACAGAGGGAGUUUUCCCCACGGGACAGGGGAUCCUCCCGGUAGCCCCCGACGCCGGGCUGUUCCCAGUCGGCCAAGGCGGCAGCCCCACUGCUCCUGCCGUCUUCCCAGCAGGGCACGGCAACCUGCCGCCCACACCAGGCAGCACCGUGCCAGUUCAGGGAAGCAACAACCAGCCCGCUCCACAGUCCAGAGACCCCGCCUUCAGCAUGACCACACCGGCCGGCGUCAGGGCCGCGACAGUCGGGAAUCCGCCCGCAGCCGCCGCAGGCACAGCACAGCCCAACGCAGCCGCCGCCGCGGCCACAGCUGCCGCCGAGAGGGUGCAUGUCAACCAUGCAGAGCGCAACAUUCCCGCCGAUGACGAAAUGCCCGAAGCUGAUGACUAUAGGGCUCCUUUCAUCUACCCCUGAGAAUGUUAAUUCAUUCUUGCCAACAUGCCGACCGGCACCCGUGACGUUUCACACUUCCAGUGAACAGAGAUGACUGACCUAUCAGCCAUCAAAGCCUUUAUGUUUAAUAUUCGAAAGAAAUAGUAUUACUAUGUGCAACUUAAACCGGUAACUCCAUCUUGUUUCCUUUUAUGUUAUGUACAAAUUAAAAUUGUUUUAAUGUUUAUGUUAACCUACAGUAUGUUACUGUACUUUUUUAUGCAUGUAACACAUUAUUUAAAGAU